AUGUGCCCAAGAGGAGAAGGAAAGAGCCAAAACCAUUGAGAUGUCAUGGUAACCUGCAUGUUAACACUGAUGUUAAACCAGCUGUGAUACCAAGAAAUAUCAAAAGCAAUAAUAUCAAGAAAUUAUCAGAACGAAGAAGAAUUAAGCUUGAGCAGAACAUUUUAAAUUCAAGAGAAAGGGAAGGCAAAGUACAUAGAAAGAAGGCAGCUGAGGUUGCUAAGAUAAGAAGGAUCACCAGGAACAAGCUCCCUAACACAGGCUACGAUCUCUGGGCUGAGGACAAUGUCAACUCCUCUGUCAAGGAGGUGGCAGAGUAUCAUGAAAAGUAUACCAAGAAGACAAAACCUAAAGCUCCUCAGCGCCUUAGAGCCAAACCUUCUGUGGUGCCUGCCAUUGAAGUUAGUCAUCCAGGAGCUUCAUAUAACCCAGCUUUUGAUGAUCAUCAGGAACUGUUAAAAAUAGCAAAUGAAGUAGAAAUUAAAAAACUUAAGGAGGAGAGCAAACUGGAGGAGAGACUUGCUCCAAUGCAAAAGAUGAGUUGGAAUGAGAUAGAGCAAUCCUGGAUACAAGAGAUGUCUUUGGGUCUUGAUGGGGAGGAGGAGGAAGAGGAGGAAGAUGGAAGUGACAGUGAGGAUGCUGAUGAUUUAACAACAAACCCCCCAGUGAGGCGGGAAAAUAAGAAAACAGAAAAACAGAGAAAGAAAGAGAAGUUAAAACUUGAGAAGGAGAAAAAGCUACAGGAGAUAAAAAUGAAGAAAAUAAAAGACAGCCAGCGUCUCAGAUUAAAAUCUAUCAAGAAAGAGGUGAAUGAGAUAGUGAAGCAACGUGAAGCAAAAGCUUCCCGAAAAGCUGAAAAAAGGAAAGCAGCCAUUGCCAACCCAAAAAAGCUGGGCAAACUGAAAUUUGAAACCCCUGACCUAGAACUUCAGCUAAGUGAUGAAUUAAAAGGAUCACUUAGACUCCUAAAGCCAGAAGGACAUUUAUUGGUGGACAGAUUCAAAAGCUUCCAGAAAAGAAACAUCAUAGAGCCCAGAAAGAGGGCCAAACACAUUAAAUGGACAUACAAACCUAAAUCUUAUGAAAAGAAAGACCACAGGGCUAUAAAAGCAUAA
Molecule: messenger RNA, 1112 nt
Organism: Lingula anatina
Lineage: Eukaryota; Metazoa; Brachiopoda; Lingulata; Lingulida; Lingulidae
Product: ribosome biogenesis protein NOP53-like
Biological process (GO): rRNA processing; ribosomal large subunit assembly
Cellular component (GO): nucleolus
Molecular function (GO): 5S rRNA binding
Source: RefSeq, a predicted model, not a curated record